AUGAGUUCUGUUUGCAUUGGGAGCUGCGUCAAUGAUGCCCGUGCUCCGGUGAGGGCAACAUACAUGAAUUUGUACAAGUGGCCGGAAUCUGACGCCGAGUUCGUGAAGUCGGUGAGCUCUAACGUCUGCAGGGGCGGGCAACCGAGAGUGGUGGAUAGCAUUUCGUGUAGGCAGAUGUACCUGAGGAGCUACACAUUUUCAAGGAAGGAAACCAUGCCCGAGAAGACGAAGAAGUGCUUCGGCAGAGUUAAAGAGAGGGUGGUUUACAGGAGGAAAAGAAAGGUUGACAGUGGCGGUGGCGGAAGGAAGUGCUUGGUGAUGAGGAGGGUGAAGGAGGUAUCCUACGCCGCGUUAUUGUCUAUCUUCCACAGGCUCUUAUCAUGUACCUCCACUGUAGACGUGGUGGGUGGCAGAGACUCGUGA
Messenger RNA from Nelumbo nucifera (sacred lotus), 423 nucleotides. RefSeq lists its product as uncharacterized. NCBI's taxonomy places the organism in Eukaryota, Viridiplantae, Streptophyta, Magnoliopsida, Proteales, Nelumbonaceae. The record is from RefSeq and is a predicted model, not a curated record.